AUGAGCGAAUUUGCAAACGCUUGUGUAUUACGCGUAACUGCAAUACCGCCCACACUGCCUCAGUAUUGUGGCAUGAUAGCAGGAGAACAUCUCAUGAUAUUGAUGUCAGGGCAUUUCGAUGAGGGUGACAAAUAUCACACAGUGAAUAAAGCUCAAGUAGGCAGAUUACCUCAUCGCGCAGAAAAGCGUGAAGAGAGUGCUUAUGUCGAGGUAGUGGCGGCCUGGAGACUGAUAUCCCGUCGACAGAUGCUUUUGGCACCUAAUUACAACACAGCGCCAAACUGUUAUGAUACAGCGACCACGAUAGCAUACCCUAUCCUUAAAAUAUUGGAUUAUUAUGCUCAUCUUCGACCAGAUGCUGUCUUCGCAGAGUAUCCUCUAUCCCAAUCAACAUAUAGCCAGGGAUACCGCAAGAUAACCUACCAUGAUCUUGCUAAUGCUGUCAACGGCGUUGCCAGAUGGCUGAUUCAGAACCUCGAAAUGGGCAACGGGUCAACGAAACUAGCCUACAUCGGACCGAAUGAUAUGCGAUAUAGUGUGCUGACACUAGCAUCCAUUAAAGCUGGAUAUUCGUGCAAGGUUAUCAUUUGCCCUACACCACGUCCCUCACAUAUUGCCGGAAUUCUAGAGGGAGACGAAAUGCACGUGUUGGACGUACCAACAACACAAGAGCACCUUGACACAGCUUAUCCACCCCUUCCAUUUUCGAGGUCUCUCGGAGAGGUUUUGUCCGAACCCCUGUUGACCAUCCAUACUUCCGGCUCAACAAGACUACCCAGACCUAUGACAUUCACGCAUGAUACGGCAAGGAAGGGAAUGAAGAUGCAUUGCUUGGAUGCCCCUGAGGAAUACGAAAGUCUCGGCAAGCUUUACUAUGGGAAGCGAGUGUUUCUAGUUCUUCCUCCCUUUCAUGGUGCCUGCUUGGUUAGCCUACUUCUAAAUGCCCUACCAUUCAGCACUGUCAUGGUUGCCCCACAAAGCAAGGCUAAGGUAGCCAUCGUCCCUCCAUCGAUUCUGGAAGAGCUGGUACAAGAGCCUGAUCUGUUAGAAUACUGUGCCUUAAGCUUAGAUUGUAUUAUCUACUGCGGUGGAGACCUCCCACAACAAGUAGGGGACGUGGUCGCAGUCAAGAUUCCCUUGUACAACCAAUACGGUUCGACAGAACUAGGGCUUUUACCCAUGAUUUUGUCCAAUUCAUAUCGCAAACCAAAGGAUUGGAAGUAUCUUGAAUUCCAUCCAGAUAUGGGCUUACAGUUUCGACCUGCAAUGGAUGAUCAGUAUGAACUAUGCAUGGUUCGUCAAAAACUGGUGGAGACACAGCAGCUUGUCUUUACAUACCCUGGUUUCACAGACGCAAGCGAAUAUGCAACAGGAGAUCUUUUUGAGCGCCAUCCAUCACCCGAGAAGUCGGGAUUGUGGACGUGGCGUGGCCGGCGAGAUGACAUUAUCGUCCUUACCAAUGGGGAGAAGAUCAACCCGGUCGGCAUGGAGCACUGCAUUACAUCUCGCAGCAGAUUAAUUUCGGGGGCUCUAGUUACAGGAUCACAGCAUUUCCAGCCGAUACUAUUGGUGGAGAAAAAAGAUGAUGUGGGUGAGUCAGAAUCUAAGGAUCGUGACGCAUUAUUGGAAACCAUAUGGCCCAUCAUCCAAGAAGCGAAUCAAGUCGUUCCCGCAUACGCACGCAUUGAAAAGACCCAUAUUCUGUUUACUCAGUCUGAAAAACCAAUGAAGCGUUCUGCAAAAGGAACUAUUCAACGCGCAGCGACAAUUGAGUCAUACCAGCAGGAACUCGAAGCACUUCAUGCAUCGAUUGCACUUGAUACUUCCAUUGAGGACGGGCAAUGCAUUCUUAAUCCUGACCAAAUCGAAGAUCUCUAUGUUCGAGAAAUGGACUCUCAACAAACUCUAAGCGCAGUACGGAUCCUCAGAAGAGACUUACCUGACACGGGCGUUUCUCCGAUCAUACUGGCCUUGAUUGAUAAGAGCUGUAAUAAUGGCAAGGACAAGCAACAGUCUACGAUCGAUAGAAGACUCGCAGAAAGAUACCUUGCUCUAGAGACGUAUCAAGAAAUGAUCGACCGAAUUCCUCGGGCGGGGCCUUCGCAACAGCGGCCCGAGGGACAUUAUGUUCUAAUCACCGAUAGUAUGAACGGGGUAGGACCAUACAUCCUCGACACGCUUCUCAAACAUUCCUCGGUCAAGCAUGUUUACUGUGUUUCGAACGUGGAGGAUGGUCGCGCAGAGCAACUAUAUGCUAACCGAUGUCGACAGCUUGAAAUCAAUCUGGAUCCGCAGAAUGUGACUUUUUUGAAGGUAGAUCUAUCCCAGAAGGAACUCGCUCUAUCGCCUGGUGGUUACGGGGACCUCCGAGGAAGCGUCACUAUGAUUAUUCACACUGCGUGGGCCAAUAACCUCGUUUGGUCCUUCUCCUCAUUCGAGCCGCAUCUAAGAGGCCUAGUGAAUCUCCUCGAAUUAUGUACAGUUGCCAAAAAUCGUCCAAAGCUAUUUUGGGUGUCUUCUAUGGCCGGACCUCUCAAAAUGCAUGGCGACUGUGCAGCCCUUCCCGAGCAAACUGUGCAAAUGAACCGUCCUAGCAUCAACAGCUACGGUGAAAGCAGAUACGUUGGGGAACAACUCCUUCAAUAUGCUCAUGACCGGCUUGGUCUGGAGAUCUCUAUUGCUCGCCUUACUUACGUUCCAGGCGCAACCGAAAGCCCAUCUGUAUGGAGCCAAAACGACUGGUUAUCAGGCCUAAUUGCCGCUUCGUUGCAGAUGGGCACACUGCCGGGUUCUCUGGGACAACGAUGCAGUCACGUCGACUGGAUCCCCAUGGACCUGCUAUCACACGUUCUCGUCGACCUCCUGAUUGAGGAUACUCCCAAGGAUGAUACGGAAGCAGGGCAAGUGGGUGGUAUUGCCACCCCUUUAUUUCACGUAUUCCACCCCGUAAACCUUCACCCCAUCGACUGGCGCGCUGUUCACGAUAUCAUCAUCGACGAGACACAGCGCAUCACUACGCGGAGACUCAAAUCCGUCACAUUCCAGCAAUGGAUACGGCGGGUCCAAAUUGAACAGGACUUUCAAAUGUCCAGUCCGGAACAUGUACACAACCCAAAACUAGAUGGACAGGCUGAAGCACCAGACCCGCCAGUCUUGCAGCAAAGGCUGUCUGGUAUGCAUUCGGCCAUGCGUAUGUUAGAUUUCUAUCUAGAUGUUUUCGCUACUGAUGCGGUCUAUGGAUUACCGGCGACAGAAAAGACCGCAAAGUCGAGUGCUAUACUAAGAAGCAUUCCAGCGGUUCAAGAUGGGUGGAUCCGGAAGUGGGUGCGCGAAUGGGUGGAAGCUUUUUCCUAA
Aspergillus neoniger CBS 115656 is the source of this 3354-nucleotide messenger RNA. RefSeq names its product NRPS-like enzyme. The transcript has 7 exons. NCBI's taxonomy places the organism in Eukaryota, Fungi, Ascomycota, Eurotiomycetes, Eurotiales, Aspergillaceae. The record is from RefSeq and is a predicted model, not a curated record. Bases 1 to 3354 code for a protein of 1117 amino acids.